AACAACAAUAACGAUAACAAAAGAAAGAAAAUUAUUAAAAUCAUCAUUACCAUUGGCAGCAGCAGCAACAAAAACAACAACAACAGUCGACAAAUUGCAUGGCAGUUAGUGUCUGUGUGUGUGUGUGUGCUUUUGUAUGUGUGUACGUGAUAUAUACGUAAAGGAAUUGGAAGUUCUAUAACCCCGACUCUAGGUCAACAAUUAAAAAGCAAUUAGCAGAAUAAACCAGCUACAACAUGCGUUUUGAGCCCUUGGGCCAGAAAAUGUUCACCCGCCGCAACUGGCUGCUGCGUUGCAGCAUCCUCAUCAACGUGGCGGUUAUCCUGUACAUUGGCAGCCAGCUUAUGAUUGGCGGCGGCAACAACUUCACAAAUGGCGGUGGAUUCAUGCUGCAGGAUCAGCAGCCAGUCCAGGCCAUGCUGCAGGUAAAUGGAGCCAUGUCCGCGGCGCAGGUGCAGCAGCAGUCGCAGCCACAACAACCGCCAACGCCCAAGAAUCCACUAAAUCAGGCGGGCGAGGUCUUUGAGUCGGAGGAGAAGCUGCAGGUCAAUGGCGUAGACUCUCCGGCUGCUGCAGCGGCAGCGGUGGCUGCGGCUGCUCAAGCCUCUGAUAUUGCUGCAGCUGCUCCACCUGCUGUGGCCAAUGAGAGUGGCAACGUUGGCAGUGAUCCCUCUCAGGUGAUUGGCAACAUUGGACCCGGAGGAAUUGGCCUUCCUGCCGAGGUGAACAACACCCAGGCGGAGGGCUACAUUGUCACCGGCGACGAGAAGGAGCUGGAGGAGCGAGUGCGCUCGCUUAUAAACUGCUUUGAUCAUGACUAUCACCAGCAGACGCUGCAGCGCGGCGACUUCUGGGUGCUCCAGAAUUACGUGCGAGCAGAGCACGGCGAGAUCAAGUGCCACGAAUCGAUUACUUAUACGACGCAUGCGGAUUAUACCUUUCUGGAUAAUCUAGUGCCGCUGCUGGAGCGCUGGAAUGCUCCUGUGAGCAUUGCCAUGCAUGCCCCAGGCACGGAUUUUCAGCCCACACUGGACUCUAUAAGGUAUCUGAGGGAAUGCCUGCCUGGCAGUCAUUUGGUUCGAGCUUACACCACCUUCCACAUCUACUUUGGCACCAAGCACAUACCCAAGUCAGUGCCCAAGCCCCAUGAUGUCUUCAAGACUGGCUAUAACUGCUCUCUGCCGGCUCCUUAUUUCAAUGUGAGCUCGGGUCAUUUGUACAAGGCUCAAAAGAAGCUGCUGUAUCCGGUUAAUGUGGGUCGGAAUAUAGCUCGCGAUGCGGCGCUUACACACUUUAUACUGGCCUCUGACAUUGAGCUGUAUCCCAAUCCGGGUUUGGUCAAGAAGUUCUUGGAGAUGAUAGCCCGCAAUGAGCAGUAUUUGAGACGAAAGGCGCCUAGGGUAUUUCCCUUAGCCAUUUUUGAGGUGGAGGAAAACUCGCCCGUGCCUCAUGACAAGACCGAGCUGCAAGAGUUCCUGCGCAGCGGCAAGGCCAUACCCUUCCACAAGCGAGUCUGUGCCAGUUGUCAUGGCGUGCCCAAGUCCAAGGAAUGGAUGUCUGCCAAUGAAACGGAUGAACUCAGUGUGUUUCAUAUAGGCAAGCGCACAGGUUACUAUGUCCACUGGGAGCCCAUCUACAUAGGCACACAUGCUGAUCCUCACUACGAUGAGCGGUUGAGCUGGGAGGGCAAGAGCGACAAGAUGCCACAGGGCUAUGCUCUGUGCGUGCUGGACUACGAGUUCCACAUACUGGACAAUGCCUUCCUUGUGCACAAACCAGGCAUCAAGGUUCUAAAAAAGGACAACCGUCGGGCCAUGCUUUCGGGGAAAACGAAUCAACUGAUACGAAAGAUCAUCUACCCGGAGCUAAAGAUCAUGUAUGGCAUGCGCAAGGGCUGUGCGAUAUAGUAACUAAUUCUGAGACCGAGCUGAGCUCAGCCAGACGACUUGGCGAAAAGACUACAACCAACAACACUAUUACUAUUUGCAAUGCUCUAGAGAGGAGGAGGCACCCCUCUCCUAGGGCAAGUGUGUGUGUGUUUUACGAGAGUUAGUUAGCUUAGCCCUAGAAUUAAAUAGAGCCUUACAUAGGUAGUUAGGCUUAGCGAUCAGGUUAUGAUGAGUGUGUGUUCAGGAUACUCUUCUUUGAGGUAUCAAGAAGAGACCUUCUCCUCACCAAGUCUAGGUUGGAAUUACUUCCAAAAUCCUGUUUUACUUCCUGUAAAUAUAUCCACACACACACAAAUGAUUUUUGACAACUAGUUCCCUUCCUGGAGAGCCGGGUUUCCACUACUCAUAGGCAGUCAUUAUCAGUUACUCUUAGUCCUAGUUAUUAGCCUAAGUAUAUACAUUUUAGUUAGCUGAAUUCUCUUUCCAUACACAACCAUUCACGAGAGUUGAAUCUGUUUUGAUUUAUGGCUUAUGAUUAUUGAAAUACUCCCGAUUGUCUAACCAUUUUAUAUAUGUUUUGCCAUAGCUUAAACACACACCUUUCCUUGGGCAAUGUAGACUUACUGCAGAGACCAAAACGUAGACUAGAACGACAAGUUUCGAAAGCGUUGAAUUGCUACGUAUUACAUAGACUUUGAGAGUUGAAACGUAAUAGAAUUAAACAUACAAUUAGAAGGCUAAAGACAAGUUUCAACAAUUAACACACACACACAGAACACAGAACACUCUGAGAAUUGAUUAUGGCAAAUGAAGCUUGCGAUUAUGAUGAGCCUAAAAAAAAAACGCAAGUAAACCGUGAUAUUUGUACUAGUAAAGCGAGGCGGAGUAAGGAGAUGUUAAACCUAAUUAGUAAGGAGCAAGAGGCAGAGACCCCAAUGCAUUAAACCUAACCGUAACAUUAGUUUUGUAUAUGUUUUUUAUUAGUGUUAUCGGAUAUUAAGUCAGACUUGUGCACAUAUAAAUGUUAAAAACAUAUUUGUGAAAUCGAAUCCGCGAUUCGGUUCCGAGGAGUGAAAAUGCUGAAGGUUUUUUGUUGAGUAGGCCUUAUCGAUGAUAUAUAGAGUAUAUAUGAAAAAUAUGAGAGUAGUGUCUAAGCGAGUUUUAGGUAUAUAGAGUACUUAGCUGGGAAACAGCAGAUUUUGCAUAUGUUGUUGAACAUUAAACACACAAAACAAAAAACACAAAACAGAAAACGACUUGGGAACAACAUGCUAAAAUAAUUGGUGUUUUGUAUUUAUUUGUCAUGGGUUUUUUGGUUUAGCUAGAAACCCCCUCUUAGUUAGAUUUAUUCGCUCAACAAAUUUACGUAGAACUUUGACUUUAUUCACCUAGUAAGACUUAAAAUAUCACUAAAGCUAAAUAAAGUUGUUGAAGCAGAGUAGCCAAGAGCAGGAAUUACAAAAAAAAAAAAAAAACACGAAUAGAAUAAAUAAUUUGAAAUACAUUUGUAUGAAGUAAAAAAAAGUAAAAGUGCCUUAGAAAAAAACGAAAAAAUAUAUGAAGUAUAAAAUCCAAAAUAUUUAUAAAUACCCCAGCUGGAACCCCCUUUCAAAUUGGCAACGUUUUGUGUUUGCGAGAGAGCAUAUUUUUGUAUGUACAUAAACGGAACAGAAUAAUGUAUUAAACUACUAUAUAUAUUUGUACAUAGAUAGUAAAUCAAAGUGGUUUAUUUUUUAUAUAUACACCUAUCUUCAAAGUAUUUGUAUUCCUACUUAAUGAGUCUUCUUAACGAUGAGAUGCCCAGCCUGCCAAUUGUUUAAUUCCUUUUUUAGUUCUUAGUCCUUAGUUUAUCUUUUGUCUUUGAUCGCAGCAUUUCGACAUAUAUAGUAUAGUAUAUAUUUUUCAAAUACGAAAAUAUGCAAAAUAUGCAUGUCUAUAGAUAUACGUACAUGUAUGUAUAUUUUUUUGUAAGAGUUAAGUGCAAAUCUGCUGAGCAUGGACUACUAGCUAAAAUCUAAGGAAAGCUACACAAACACAAACGAGGAAAAUAAAUAUAAAAAAACCGAAAACUGAUGGAAGUAUACAUAUAAAAAUGUCAAAAUAAAGAGAAAUAAUU
Drosophila kikkawai is the source of this 4005-nucleotide messenger RNA. NCBI's taxonomy places the organism in Eukaryota, Metazoa, Arthropoda, Insecta, Diptera, Drosophilidae. The record is from RefSeq and is a predicted model, not a curated record.